GCCUUCUUCCAGGUUGGGUUGAGCAUGCGCAGUCGGUAAACAUCGGGACUCCAUUCCAGGCUGUCAGUGAGGGUUCCCCGAGCCUCGCAUCCUGUGCGACUGCAUCCUUUAACAGCUGUCUGCUCUUAACAACUUUACCUGCGUAACAAACAAAAACAACUUGACCAUGAGCGGAGACCACGGACGCGGAGACUCCCAGGUCAAUUCCGGAUCUAAAGGAAGCGACACACACAAACAUAAAGACAAGCACAAAGACAAGGAACACAGACACAAAGAUCACAAAAAAGACAAGGAGCGAGAGAAAUUCAAGCACAGCAACAGUGAGCAUAAGGAGCACUCUGAGAAGAAACACAGAGACAAAGACAAAGAGAGACUGAAACACAGCGACAGCAGCUCAGACAAACACAGAGAAAAACACAAAGACAGGGACAAAGAGAAGAGGAGAGAAGAGAAGAUUCAAUCAUUUCAUUUAGAGAAGCCUAAAAGGGAGAAGGAAAAUGGAUAUGUAAGAGACAGGAGCCCCGCUGGCAUUAAGAGCGAACCCGAGGAAGACAACGGCUUCUACCCCUCACCCCAACACAACAAGAGCUCCAGACAAGAGUAUGAUGAUGAAGAAUAUGAAUACAAGCCCAAAAAAGUCAAGGUGGAACACGACAAAAAGGCCAAAAAGAGGAAACACGAGUACGAAGAAGACGAGGAAGAUGAGGGUAUAAAGCACAAAAAGAAGAUAAAAGAUAAAAAAGGAACAGACGGGAAGAAAGUGAAAAAAGAAGAAGAAGAGAAGUGGAAAUGGUGGGAGGAGGAAAGAUAUACCGACGGCUCCAAAUGGCGCUUCCUGGAACAUAAAGGUCCAGUGUUUGCACCUCCAUACGAACCCUUGCCAGACAAAGUUAAAUUUUACUAUGAUGGUAAGCCUAUGAAGCUGAGUGCUUCUGCUGAAGAGGUUGCAACAUUUUUUGCCAAAAUGUUGGAUCAUGAGUACACCACGAAGGACAUCUUUAGGAAGAACUUCUUUAAAGACUGGAGGAAGGAAAUGACAUCAGAAGAGAAGUCUGUGAUUACUGACCUGAAUAAAUGUGACUUCAGUGAGAUGAGCGAGUACUUCAAGGCCCAGUCAGAAGCUCGGAAACAGAUGUCUAAAGAGGAGAAACAGAAAAUCAAAGAGGAAAAUGAGCGGCUCCUUCAGGAGUAUGGUUUCUGCAUCAUGGAUAAUCACAAGGAGAGGAUCGGGAAUUUCCGCAUCGAGCCGCCGGGCCUUUUCCGAGGACGGGGGGACCAUCCAAAGAUGGGGAUGCUGAAGCGGCGCAUCAGACCUGAAGACAUCAUUAUUAACUGUAGCAAGGACUCCAAGCACCCCAAACCUCCCCCAGGGACAAAAUGGAAGGAGGUUCGACAUGACAACAAAGUGACCUGGUUAGCAUCUUGGACAGAGAACAUCCAGGGCUCCAUCAAGUACAUCAUGUUAAACCCGAGCUCCAGGAUCAAGGGUGAGAAGGACUGGCAGAAAUAUGAAACUGCCCGGCGUUUAAAGAAGUGUGUGGAUCGCAUCCGUGCUCAGUACAGAGAGGACUGGAAGUCAAAAGAGAUGAGGAUCAGACAGAGAGCUGUGGCGCUGUAUUUCAUAGACAAGCUGGCUCUGAGGGCAGGUAACGAAAAGGAGGAAGGCGAGACGGCGGACACUGUUGGCUGCUGCUCGCUACGAGUGGAACACAUCAAACUGUACCCCAAGCUGGACGACCAGGAGUACGUUGUGGAGUUUGACUUUUUAGGAAAAGACUCCAUCCGCUACUACAACAAAAUACCCGUGGAGAAGAGGGUCUUUAAAAACCUCCAGUUGUUCCUGGAAAACAAACAGCCUGAAGACGACCUCUUUGACAGACUGAAUACAUCUAUUCUAAAUAAGCACUUACAGGAGCUGAUGGAUGGACUUACCGCCAAAGUUUUCCGUACCUAUAACGCCUCCAUCACCCUGCAACAGCAGCUCAAGGAGCUGACCUGUCCUGAUGACAGCAUCCCAGCAAAGAUCCUAUCGUACAACCGAGCCAACCGGGCCGUAGCCAUUCUUUGCAACCACCAGAGAGCUCCACCCAAAACAUUUGAGAAGUCCAUGCAAAAUCUUCAGAACAAGAUCGAUGAGAAACAAACUCAACUGUCAGCAGCCAGGAAGCAGCUGAAGGCUGCCAAAGCUGAUCACAAGGCUUCCCAUGAUGACAAGAGCAAAAAGGCUGUGGAGGUGAAGCGUAAAGCUGUACAGAGGAUAGAGGAGCAGCUGAUGAAACUCCAGGUGCAAGCCACAGACAGAGAGGAGAACAAACAAAUUGCUCUGGGAACCUCCAAGCUCAAUUACCUGGAUCCACGCAUCUCUGUGGCAUGGUGCAAGAAGUUCGGCAUUCCCAUUGAGAAGAUCUACAACAAAACCCAGAGAGAGAAGUUUGCCUGGGCGAUCGACAUGGCCGAUAAGGACUAUGAGUUUUAAACCUAUUUAAUGUUUUACCUUUUAUACCCAUGCCUUUGAUAUGAAGAUGUUUUGCAGGAGAUGUCAAAAUGUUUCCACUGUGUUGCUGCUGCAGGGCAGCGAAGGAGGAAGGUAAGCCUCUGCUCGAGCUCCGAUCGCAGGUGAAUAAUUGUGCUGUACAUAAGGAUUAGCUGUGUAUAGGAAAAUAACUCCUUAACCAUUUGACCAAGCUGCCGAAGGGCAUCUCUCUCUUACAAAACUACAGUAGUGCGUAUGUAGCUGCAGCUAUCUGCCUGUGACCCAGCAGCGACGGACACAUUAGUAUUAUCUUUUGUGAGAUAAAAUGUACUGAAAUUUGUAAGCCAUCAGAUUUAUUGAGAAAUAAAUCUAUAUUGUCAUAGAAUAAUGAAUUCAGAAAAUGUUUGUAUGGGAGACUGAGACGCAACAUGAGAGAGAGAUGAUGUGAUGACUUUUCAUUUGUGUAAUUUUAGUGUGUAAGAUGAAAUGAAGUGACAGACAGGUAAAGACUGCUGUGAAGAUCAGAAACCCCCAGCACUAUGCUCGCACAACUAUUAGCGCACAGAAUGUCGUCUUAUUUUCCAUCUCCUCUCUGAGUUUGCUGUUUCUUUCAGGGAUGUACAUAUACUUUUUGUCUGUUUUUUUUGUUUUGUUUUGUUUUUUUAGUGACUGAUUCAGUAUUUUUUAAAAUGUGUGCUGUAAGCAUUAUAACAGAAGGCUUUUCAUUGCUCAUAUGCAACUUUUGCGUGUUCGUUUCCUCAGUUUUACAAUGAACUCUGUGUAAUAUGGAUCUUGGUUACUUGAAGCAGCUGAAAGGCAGUGUAUGUACUGUGUGCCAGAGCUAAAAAAAAAAAUUAUAAAUAAAGGACAGCUCCUCCUGACAGAAGGGGUGUGGAUUUUUGCCAAAUAAGAUCUCAAAAGUCUGUCAUUGUAACGUUGUAACUGUUUUUGUAUUGCUCUGAUAAAGCAGAACGUGUCUUUGAAUUCAUUUGCAAAUGUGAAUGGAUAUUCUAACUUUUGUCAUUAAUAUUUCUUGCUAUAUGAUCUUGUACCACACAAUCGCAAUCCUGAUUAGUUGAAUGCUUGUUUUGAGCUUUGUAGGUUUCAGAAUAAAACAUCAGACUUGU
Messenger RNA from Oreochromis aureus, 3600 nucleotides. It is a transcript of the gene top1b, whose product is annotated as DNA topoisomerase 1-like. The transcript is spliced from 21 exons. Gene Ontology annotation, molecular function: DNA binding; DNA topoisomerase type I (single strand cut, ATP-independent) activity. The record is from RefSeq and is a predicted model, not a curated record. Bases 167 to 2476 code for a protein of 769 amino acids. Gene Ontology annotation, cellular component: nucleolus; chromosome. Gene Ontology annotation, biological process: chromosome segregation; DNA topological change; DNA replication. Lineage: Eukaryota; Metazoa; Chordata; Actinopteri; Cichliformes; Cichlidae.